Messenger RNA from Rubroshorea leprosula, 1205 nucleotides. The record is from the annotation of a GenBank genome assembly. Lineage: Eukaryota; Viridiplantae; Streptophyta; Magnoliopsida; Malvales; Dipterocarpaceae.
AUCAAUCAAAUAAUCCAUCCCUCUGGCUCUGGUGUUGUAUAGUAUACUUCAGAGUUCAGUGAUGGUUAUAAGGAACACACUCUUAGUUUUGGGACUGGAAACCUUAGGGCGAGGCUCAGAGGAUCUGGAAAAUUCUUAUUGGAGAUUGCCAUAUCAGUUAUGGACGUUAAAACGUAUGAGUUGUGUGUUGAUGCUGCAAUCACUGGCAUAAUGACUCCUCCUUUAGUGGAACUCCAGGUGAUUCCUUAAAUAAUUACCCUGCCACUUGAAAAUUUGUUGGAAGGUGCAACUCUUUAUAGGCACAAAAAGGGCAAAAACCAGCAACCCAACUAUAUAUAGUCUUAGGUGAGUUUCUACAGUGUCUGUUAUUUGUGCCCCUUCUAAGCAUAACAGUGGAUGGAAUGGUCAGUAAUAAUUUUUGUAAUUUUCUUUUCUUUUCCACAGCAGAAGCUUCAGGCAGUUGUCUUUCAUCCUCCAAGAUAAUUUUCCUGCUUCCUUUCUCUGAUUUUUAUUUUUAUGUGAAUUAGUUUUAAUGGUGUGUUUUAUGGCAAACAAAUGAUUUUUCUCAUUUUUUCUUUUCUCUUAAAUGAAUUUAAUUUAAGCUCGUUGGUAUUAAUGAGCUUAUAUAUUAUAUAGUUUUAUUCCUAAGCUUUCAUUUAAAUUCUGAAUUGUAUAUACUCUAUUAAUAUAUAUUUUUGCUUAUUGUGGGGUAUAUUCUACAUGUAUCCUACAAUUAAGACUCCAUGGAAGGUGAAACUAAGAGAGAGAUGAUCCAAACACACAUCCUCAGAGGAGGUUUCUCUUAUCAUGGCUGAAGUACUUGCUUUUUCUGUUGACUCUGAUAUUCAAGUACCUAAUUUGCUGCCAAAGCCAAAGAGUUAUUGUUGAAACGUGAAAAAGCAUCUUCACCUGCUGUCAUUAAUAUAGUAUUAUCUUGAUGAAUUUUAUCUUUUCAUCCCUUCUAGUGAUGUCGAGUUUGUUUCAACAAAGGUAGUCUCAAGAAACUUGUCUCAUUUUUGGGACCAGAAACCCAACAAGAGGGGCUCAAGACAAUCCAAAGAAUUUUUAUAGGAGAUGUUCGUAUUAGUUAUGGAAUGUCAAUGAGUAUGGAUCUGUAUUGAUGCAACAAUUACUGGUAUAAAUGCCUCCUCCAUUGAUGUAACUCCAGGUGAUUCCUUAUGUAACUUGCUGUAAUUAGUUCACAA